AUGGAUCACGGCGGACACGGUGGACACGUUGGCCAUGGCGAUAUGCCAGCAGCUACCUGCAACAUGAAUAUGCUCUUCAACUGGCAAAUCGAGGAUACAUGUAUCGUGUUUGAAUGGUGGCACAUUCGCACAGCUUAUGGGUUUUGGGGCUCUUGUCUUGUCGUGUUCGCUAUUGCUGCUGGAUAUGAGUUUUUACGCGUAAAGUCAAACAACAUUGAUCAGCUGUGGAACGAGGCCCGUGCCAAACGAGGCGAACAAGGCCUAUUGGCAAAUGAUGGACCCUUGUUGCGAGGACAAUCACCAAGAUUGACGACGCAACAAGAAAUCAUCCGGUCAGCUUUGUAUGCAGUGCUUGUAGGCAUCAGCUUUUGGCUCAUGUUGGUGUUCAUGACCUAUAACGGUUACUUAAUGCUAUCCGUAGUGCUUGGAGCAGGUGUUGGUCACUUCGCGUUUGGUCAAGGUCAUUUGACAGCAGAUAGAUCCAUCCAAUGCCAUUAG
Messenger RNA from Lichtheimia ornata, 498 nucleotides. RefSeq lists its product as uncharacterized. The transcript has 3 exons. Gene Ontology annotation, molecular function: copper ion transmembrane transporter activity. The record is from RefSeq and is a predicted model, not a curated record. Gene Ontology annotation, cellular component: membrane. Lineage: Eukaryota; Fungi; Mucoromycota; Mucoromycetes; Mucorales; Lichtheimiaceae. Gene Ontology annotation, biological process: copper ion transmembrane transport. The coding region runs from base 1 to 498 and encodes 165 amino acids.